AUGUUUGUUCAAUUAACGCAGCACUACGAGAAACUAUUUUUCGAAGACAUGCACGCGCUCAACGUUCUCGACCCAGACGAAAUCACUCGCGUCACCGAGUUUGUCCCGCAAAUCAACGAAUUCGUGGAGAAGAUCAUCGAAAAGGGUUUUGCCUACCAGACCGAACAAGGGAAUGUAUACUUUGACAUUGAUUCUUUUGAAAAGGUUGGUAACGCCUACUGCCGACUGGAGCCCCAGAAUCGUGGCAAUCAAGAGCUACUCGCCGACGGCGAGGGCGGUCUAUCUAAGAAACGUAGCGACAAGCGCUCGAAAAAUGACUUUGCGCUCAUCAAGAAGAGUAUGCCCGGCGAGCCCGCAUGGCCGUCAAAAAGAUGGGGGCCAUCAAGGCCGGGUUGGCAUAUUGAGUGUCAUGGCCUCAGCGGUCCUAGGGCCGACCAUGGACAUUCACAGGUGAACCAAAUGACUACAAAAAUAUGUGUGGAUCUCAAAUUUCCACAUCAUGAUAAUGAGCUAGCACAGAGUGAGGCGUAUUGGCUGGGCGAGGAAGGCUGCGCUGCAAGUAAUCAUACCUGGGUUAGAUAUUUCCUUCAUAUGGGGCACUUGUCCAUCCAGGGCCAAAAGAUGAGCAAGAGUCUAAAAAACUUCACCUCGAUUCGCGAGGCCUUGACACUGGGCGAGGACGGCAUACCGGCGUGGACAUCGAGAUUGGUGCGCAUCGUGCUGCUUCUUGGCUCAUGGAAGGACGGCGUAGAGAUUACCGAAGGCCUCGUCAACAUCGCCAAAGGCUGGGAAGAAAAAAUCACAAAUUUCUUCCUCAAGGCCGUUGAUAUUGAACUUUCCACCAAGGACACCACUAACAACCAACCCUCGUCCUCUAGCCCCCUUUCCGCUGCCCUUGAAAAGGCUAAGAAGGAAACCGACGCCGCCCUCUGCGACUCCUUCAACACCCCCUUAGUUAUGCAAUUCAUCUCUAACCUCGUUACCGAAGCUAACUCCGCCAUUUCUACUGACGCCAACACCGACACUGCCACCCUCCUCUCCAUAGCCCACUGGAUCACGCGUAUCAUCACUAUAUUCGGCAUCAACGGCAGCGCCAGCCCCAAUACCACCACCAUCGGCUGGGAAGGCGUCUCUAUCCCUAUCCCUGCACAACCCGUCAUCUACAGCCUCAGCCAGAUACGCGACGAGGUCCGCCGGCAAGCCCGCGCCAAGGCCAUUGUGCCAGAAGUGCUAGAGAAAUUGGCCUCGCAGUCGCUACCAGCCACUCCCAACCCGGAGAACCUACCAUAUGUAACAGCAUACCAGACAUUUCAAUCGCAAGUCAAGACCGCGCUCGCCCAACCCGCCGGCAUCGAAACCGAACUCCUCCGCCUCUGCGACUCAUUGCGCGACACAGUGCUAUGGGACCAGGACAUUUACCUGGAGGACAGAGACGCGCCGCUGCCAGCGCUGGUGCGACCGCUCGAUGCCAGCAUGAAGGCGGCGCGCGCGGCUAAAGAACGUGCGGUGGAGGAGAAGCGCUUGGCUAAGGAGCAGCGUUUGGCGGAGGAGGCGACGAAGAAGGCUGCGGCAGCUGAAAAGGCUAAGGUCCCGCCACAGGAUAUGUUCAAGACGGAUGAAUUUUCUGAGUGGGAUGCGAAUGGGGUACCGACGAAGUUGAAGGGCGGAGAUGAUUUGCCGAAGAGUCGGAAGAAGAAGCUAGAGAAGGACUGGAAGGCGCAGAAUGCGGCGCAUGAGAAGUGGAAGAAUGAGCAGAAGUAG
This is a messenger RNA of Venustampulla echinocandica, 1761 nucleotides long. RefSeq lists its product as uncharacterized. Gene Ontology annotation, biological process: cysteinyl-tRNA aminoacylation. Gene Ontology annotation, cellular component: cytoplasm. The coding region runs from base 1 to 1761 and encodes 586 amino acids. Lineage: Eukaryota; Fungi; Ascomycota; Leotiomycetes; Helotiales; Pleuroascaceae. The record is from RefSeq and is a predicted model, not a curated record. Gene Ontology annotation, molecular function: ATP binding; cysteine-tRNA ligase activity. The transcript is spliced from 5 exons.